CCUCCCCGCCUCGCAGGAUGGCGGCGGUGCUGCAGAGCCAGGAGCCGUGGAACUGCGCGAGGAUCCCGAGGCCGGGGAGCCGGAGCACGGUGACUGUACGGGAGCCCGACGCGACUCUCGGCAUUUGUGUUGACGAUGUCAUUGAAAAGUGUAGCCUGGUUACACAGUUGCUCAGGAGCCCCACCCUGGAUGCAGAGACAGACGUGCUGUGUGCCAUCCUCUACAGCAAUCACAACAGACUGGGCCGCCACAAGCCCCAUUUAGCCCUCAAGCAGGUUGAACAGUGUUUAAAACGUUUGAAAAACAUGAAUUUGGAGGGUUCGAUUCAAGAUCUGUCUGAGUCAUUUUCUUCCAAUUCUGAAAAUCAGCAAGUGACAGACAAAGUCCGCGUCAUCGCCAGCCAGCCAGUGGUGGAACUGGUGCUGAUGAAGAUUUUGGGUGCCUGCAAACUGUUACUUCGUUUGUUGGACUGUUGUUGCAAGACCUUUCUCUUGACAGUGAAACAUCUAGGCUUGCAAGAAUUCAUUAUUUUAAACCUCGUGAUGGUUGGACUGGUGAGCAGGUUAUGGGUUCUCUAUAAAGGAGUUUUGAAAAGACUGGUUUCUUUAUAUGAACCAUUGUUUGGAUUGCUUCAAGAGGUUUCUAGGAUUCAACCAUUGCCCUACUUCAAAAAUUUUAUCUUUCCUUCUGAUAUUACUGAAUUUUUAGGAGAAUCUUAUUUUGAGGUCUUCAGUAAAAAGUCCUUUGAAUCAAAAGGAGUAACUAAAUUACUAAAUAAACUGUUUUUAACAAAAGAUCAGUCAUCAAAGUUCAAGGAAGAAACUUUACAUAAGACAUCCAGAGAAAUUAAACAUACAGAUAUCAGUAUACAGAAUAACGUAGACCUUGGACAGCCACUAAGGAAUAAGAAAAUCUCCAGAGAGAAGUCAUCAGAGUUUGAUGUGCGGGCUUUCUGCAAGCAACAGAAACACAGAACUAUUCAGCUGUGUAACCUGUUGGAAAUGAGUUCUGAGUUUAAAUGUUAUCAGUCCAAACUAAAAGCAGCCAAACAACCUUCUUGGAAAGCAGCAGAAACUCCUUGUGUCAAAAGGUUUUUGCAAAGAUUCAGAGAGGCUGAGAGUUUCACACAGCUUUCUGAAGAAAUCCAAAAAGUGAUUCUGUGGUGCAGGAGUAAAAAUUUCAAGGCUCAGACCAUCUUUCUGCGGAGUAAACGUCUGAAAAUUGACCGGCUGAAACAUAUAGCAGCUCACGGCUAUUGUUUACCAAAGAAACUAGAGUGCAUAAAGACAUCGAUUUGCAACUGCCUCCUUCGUGGCUCAGGGAUCAAAACUUCAAAGCAUCAUCUGAGACAGCGACCACAGAGGAAAUUUUUAACCAGACAGAGGAAACCACAGAGAAAGCUGCAGCCGACUCUUUUAAUGGAAAUUCAACAGCAGUACCCCACAGAGGCCCGGGGCAUUACAGGUACCAGCAAACGGAGAGUCUCAAAGCAGACAGUUCUUAGACCUGACCUCUCCCCUCACAGAAGGCAGCCCCUGAGGAACAGAAUUUCCGGUCCUGUCACCCAGACUCUGCAGAAGCAAAUUUUUGAAAACUGUACAGAAAGCAGCGGCAAUAAAAUGGAGCCACGUACAGUGAUACACAUAAACAAACAUAGUACUCCAGGAGCCAAUAAGAAGACAGAUGACAUUGAUGAUAUUUUUGCCUUAAUGGGAGUAUAGAUACUUGUAU
Molecule: messenger RNA, 1731 nt
Organism: Sorex araneus (European shrew)
Lineage: Eukaryota; Metazoa; Chordata; Mammalia; Eulipotyphla; Soricidae
Gene: RMP64
Product: nucleolus and neural progenitor protein
Exons: 10
Coding region: 18-1721 (567 amino acids)
Biological process (GO): positive regulation of Notch signaling pathway
Cellular component (GO): nucleus
Source: RefSeq, a predicted model, not a curated record